Spodoptera littoralis (African cotton leafworm) is the source of this 1257-nucleotide messenger RNA. The record is from the annotation of a GenBank genome assembly. Lineage: Eukaryota; Metazoa; Arthropoda; Insecta; Lepidoptera; Noctuidae.
AUGCCAGAACAAGUGGUGAAGGUGCCUCGGAGUGCGUCCCCGGUGGCCAGGGCAGGAGCUGGCGACAUCUCUGAGCGAGAACUGUCGAGAGAAAGACAUAAUUUACAGUUGCAGACCACUCCGCCUGCUCGCGUGCAACCAGCUCAUCCGAAGAAGCAGCUGUUCUCAGCUCCCGUGAACAAGUUUACAGCCAAAUGGUGCGGCCCCAGUCCCAACCUGGAAAGGAUCCGAAGCUGUCUGGAUGCCUACGCCAACCAGGAGACUCCUACAAGGUCUGUCGCCAAGACUAAGGCGGCUUCCAUGGAAGAUCUGACGCCUACUAAACGGAUUCGCAUUGACAGGAGGAACUUGCUGCCGGUGCUUGCGUCUCCGAGUGUGCAUGGUCCUGCUGAGGAGGCGGCGGCCGCCAAGAUCUGCCAGUUCAUGCUGGUGGCUGCUUGGAGGCGGCGGCGUGAGGACGUCAGGUGUCUUCGCAAGACUUUGGAAACACAGGUGUCAUAUUCGGAACGGCUGCGGAUUCAAAUUUCUGCUCUGAAGUCCCUGCUAGAUUCUGACAACUCAAAAGUAAGGUUGGCGAUGCGAGAGCUGGAACGACUGAAGCAGCUGCUCAGGGACAAGGAGUUAGAAAAGGCUGUACUGGAACGAGAAAAAUUGGCUCUGGAAGAUGAUGUAUGUGCUGCUGAAGACCGCGCUUCUGAAAUGAGUAUUGGGUGGCGUAACUGCCGCAACGAGUUGGACGGCGUGCGCGCAGCCGCGGCCGUAAGCGAGCACGCGCUUGCACUGGAGCGCGCCGCGCACACCGACACGCUCGCCUCCAGAGAUGAUGCUUAUGAUAGGUUGGCGAUACUAGAGGAGGACCUGGCGCAGCACGAGGAGUUGCUGGCGUCAGCGGAGGCCGAGGUGGCCGCGCUGCGCCGGGAGACUGACGAGAAGCAGAGACUCCUCGAUGCCACGAUUGAGAAGCUCGCGUAUGAGGAGGAGGCUAGGUCGCAAUGUUCCCGCGAGUGCGCGGAGCUGACGGCGCGCGUGAGUGCGGCGGCGGACGAGACGGGCGCGCUGCGCGGCGACCUCGCCGCCCUGCGCGGGGAGCUCGCGCGCCUGCAGCACGACCUCGCCGUCACUAAGGAGCAGCUCGACUGGUGGCCACGACCACUCACCAAGAUGCUGGGUGCAGCGCGGUCAUGGUUUCGCAACCCCAAGGCUGUGCCAGAAGCCAUAAUAUGGACGCUCAUACCAGCACGACAUGGUAUACCAUAG